Hemicordylus capensis (graceful crag lizard) is the source of this 2877-nucleotide messenger RNA. RefSeq names its product maestro heat-like repeat family member 5. Gene Ontology annotation, cellular component: cytoplasm. NCBI's taxonomy places the organism in Eukaryota, Metazoa, Chordata, Lepidosauria, Squamata, Cordylidae. The record is from RefSeq and is a predicted model, not a curated record. The coding region runs from base 200 to 2731 and encodes 843 amino acids. The transcript is spliced from 21 exons.
GCUGGAGUCCCGGCUGCUCAGCCUUUGUCUGGGCUGUCUGGCCAGUUUGGAGUCUCCAGCUGCCAGGAGGCGAAGGGUUGCUUUGCUUCAGUAUAGGAAGCGGGGCGGGUCAUCACCAAGGCCCCUGAGGACUCCAGUGGGCCAGUUCAGCAGCCGGCUGGGUGGGGCUUCCCUGCUCUCCUUUCAGAAGACCACCAGGAUGUCUGCAGAGGACACCUCCUCCAUCCAGCCUAUCCCCAUCUAUGCAUGGAGUGAAGAACAGACACACACAUCAACAUUUCCAGGCCUUCCAGAAGACGAGGACACUUUCUUAUUUGAGAAGGUGCCUUCAGUGGAAGAUAUCCCGUCUUUGCCAUCAGCUGGCACGCGAGUGUCUUCAGCAAGCAUUCUGAGUUCAGAGCAGGAGAAUUCAGCCCUGGAGUACGUCCGGUCUUUCAUCUGGAGCAAUGGACAGGAUAUGUCUGAGUGGGUGAAAUUCUUGGACGAGUUGAACAUUCUCCACAGCAGCAGCAGCACCACCACGACCACCACCGUCCAUAGUCUCCACAUUUCAUCGUUGGCUGUCAAAGUCAUCAAGUUCCUGAUCACUUGGACGGCAUCCAUCAACGUUAAGGAGCGAGAGAGGGCAAUUGAACAAAUCAUCCAGCUUUGCAAAAGGAUGCUCACCGGUCCUGCCUUCAAAGAGAAGGCCGACUUCCCUGUGGCUGGCCAGCUGGUGGGCUGCUUCAUUCUGUGCUGCUCCGACUGCAGUGAGGUGGUCGCCCGCUGUGCCUCUGAAGGUCUCCAUCACCUCCACAGUUUCCUCCUGCAUAAAGCUUCCCAACCCAUGGCAAAGAGAGAUGCACCAAUUCUUCCACUCCUGAUGGCAUGGGAACGGGAGGAAAACUUGUUUGCCAGCCCCAUGGAAACCCCCUCAUUCACGGACCCUAUGGAAAUCACCAUGGAAUUCAGGAAAUACCUCUCCCCAGCAGAGCUGACAGACGUCAUGGUAGCUGCCAUCAGUGGCAUGCGGGACGACAGUGCCCACAACACCACGACAGCCAUCUCAAUGCUGAGGGCCAUCCAGAGGGACCAGAGUCUCGCCUUGGGGAAGCUGUCAAAGGCUGUGGAUUGCAUCCACCACAAUCUGGCCUCCAUCAGUAAUUCCUUAGCCCGGCAAGAGACCCGGAAGACCCUUUGCUUCCUGGGGAAGGAUGGCAUGAUCCAUGUGGUGAGAGCUCUCUUGCUUUGCUCGCCAGAGUGUGACAGCACAGCUGCAGAGAUGUGGAUGACCCUCGUGUGCUUCUCGGGGCUGGCCAGCAAAGUCCUGAGAAGUCUCCUCUCCUGCUUGCAGAGCAAACUGCCGAUGCAAGACCUUUCGGGGGAGAAUGUGGUUCUUCUCCCUGCAGCGGCAACCAGAGCCCUAGAUGUGAUCCUCGCGUGCUCACCACCAGCUUUCAAAAAGGAGCUCAAGAACAUGUGGGAGAAGCUCUGCCUGGCCUUGAUCUUCUGGAUUGCCCACACAUUCGAUCCCAAAGUGUGUGAAUGGGAGAGCGAGAUGCAGGAGACCUCCAGGCACCCUUCUCCUCGCCUCGCCAGGGCAGCUGUCAGUACCCUAAGGACGCUCCUGCGCCAUGCAGGCUGUGAGAACCAAGGCCUCCUGAUGAAGAAGUUCACUGUCUGGGAUCUCCUUGUCAAUGCUGAGACACAUCACCAAGGAGUGGCCCUUUUUGCUCGAGCUCUCGUCAGGAACCCUCCCCGUGAGCUGAAGUGGAUGGUGGGGCAUGUCUUGGCCGUGCUGUCUGAUCCGGAUGAGGGUCGCCACGCGAGUGCAAUGGCCUUCUUAGUGGAGUUCCUCCAGUGCCCUGAACUUGGCAACGACAAAGACAAAGACAUCCUGAAGCAUCUCGGCCAGCAUCUCAUGUCUUCCAAAGCCACCUUCCGCUCUCUGGCCUUGGAGGGCAUGCUCCACCUGACAGCUACUCCAGAGAGGGCAGAACCCCUGAUGCUGAAGCCCCUCUUGUUGGAGGAGAUCCCAAAAAGACUUCAGGAGUCUGACCGGGAGAUCUCCCUGAAGACCCUCAGGCUGGUGAAGCAGAUGACCAGCUGCCUGGCCGGAUCGAGGGAGGCGGGCGCUUUUGCCGUGGGCGUCGCAGGCCCAGUGCUGCCACUCUUUGAUGACGAGUCCCACAAAGUCCGAUUCCUCGCGAUUGGCCUCUUUAGCAACCUGCUGGAAAUGGCAACUUCAUGGCAAGCCAGGAAGCAAAUGAAGACGCAUGCCCUUCACAGCCUGGUGCCGCUGGUGAUGCACCUCCACGACCAAAGCCCCCAUGUGAUCCAGGUCUCCUGGGACACCCUCUCCAGUGUGGGGAGAUUCCUCGGGUGCCGGAAGCUUCAGCCCCUGAUUCGGAGCCAGGAUAAAUGGUCUAUCUGCUUGCUCAUUAUAAAGAAAUACAGGACGGUCACCGCCUGCCACUUCCUAGCACAGAGCAUAAAGUACCUCAAGAGCCCACAAGCAGCUAUCAGAGAGCUGGCCGUCCGGCUCAUAGGACUUGGUGCUCAGGAAACAAAGAACAAACGGAAUCUGGAGACCAUCUGCAAGGCCCUGAGUAAUCUGCAAGAUGACCCAAAGCCAUCAGUCAGCUGCCUGGCGAUCCAGACCAUCAGAAUCUUGGAGGUUGUCCAUGAUCAAAUCCCUGAUGGGUUCAGCUUCCGGAUAAUGCUGCAUCGGAUUUGGAGGUCCUGCUUCUGAUAGGAGUUUUCCAUCAGGAAAAGGUGCGCAGUACGAAGGAGGAAAUCCCAGCAGCACGGCGGAGAUACGAGGGGCCAGCAGCCUUGAAGCUCUGCCAGGCCAGCCUGAGACCCUAGAAAGCGCCCGGAAGAGCUCCUGAGGACAAG